Melopsittacus undulatus (budgerigar) is the source of this 1527-nucleotide messenger RNA. RefSeq names its product ITPRIP like 1. The record is from RefSeq and is a predicted model, not a curated record. Bases 1 to 1527 code for a protein of 508 amino acids. Gene Ontology annotation, cellular component: membrane. Lineage: Eukaryota; Metazoa; Chordata; Aves; Psittaciformes; Psittaculidae. The transcript has a single exon.
AUGGCUUUCGCAAACCUCUUUGUGUGGGUACUGCAAAUUCUCACCCUGAAGGUGCCCGUGGUCACUGGUGAGCCAGAUGAAGCCACACCUGACCGCAUGCAGCAGCCUUUGGGGCUGCUGAACCAGGACACUGUUUGGCUGCUGCAGGAGGUGGAGCAGCUGAGCCAAGAGAAGAGCAAGGGGCAGAGUUACGCAGUCUGGAGAGCCCUGCUCUUUGCCUUGCAGCACUGGCAACUGGGUCUGAUUGCUGGCGUCCUACUCCUCCUGAGUGUCGGACUGUACUGGCGACUCAGGAGAAGGAGCCACGAGGAGGACAGCAGCAGUGACGAGGAGAGCUCUAGCUCUGAGGAGGAAGAGCAGGAGGAGGAAGAGAGUGAAGGAGAGGAUGCUGAUGGUGAGGGAGAUGUGGGCAGUUAUUUUGCAAGGCGCAUCAGGUGGUCAGUGCGGAAACUGCACUACGAGAGCGAUUUGGUGUUUCUGCUGGUGGACAGCCUCCUCCAUGCUUGUCAACAGCUCUUGUCAGGUAGUUUCUUCCCAGUGCUAGAAGCAGCCAUCGGGGUGGGCAGUGCCUUUGAAUGCUGGAGUCCCCAUGGAGAUGACACUGUCUACCGUCUGCUUGUGCCCCUGAAGCCCCCCCUUGUGCACGCCUUCCGCCUGGAGGUGGGCAACCUGGGCCAGAUGCCGGGGGACUCUUGUAUCCGUUUGGAACUGGUGUGCACAUGCAUGACUGAGGAGACAGCGGGGGACACGCUGUGCUUCCUUCAUCACCCCGACGAGGCACUGAGGAAAAAUCAGAAGCCCGGCCUCCUACACACCCUCUGCACCAGCUCCUACCUAGAUGUGCAGAAGACUGCCAUAUGGUUCCGGGACUUUGUGAGGUCAGCCUGGGACUUCGUGCCUCAGUCACGUCACUACAGGAUGAAGGUGCUGCCCUCCAGCCACUCCUGCAAGCUGCAGCUGACACAUGUCUCUGGGAGAACCUUGCUCGUUAAGAUGAUGCUUGGCAUGCAGCAAGGCGACACAGACGUCUUUGUGACCAGCCAGGCUAGAGAGGCUGUCUACACCCCAAGCACAACAUGGUCACUGAGCUUCAGUGUGGCAGAGGCAAAGUUCUUCUGGUUGACGGCCACGAAGGUCCCACAUGACAGCUUCCACCUCAACUGCCUGCAACCCUGCGCCCAUAUGCUGAUGGGCACGGGAUUUUCCAGCUAUGCCUUUAAGAUAGUGGUGAUGCACCUCCUGACUACCAUGCCCCUGGCAGGCUGGAACAGGACAGAUUUCCUUCUGCGGCUGGAAGACAUCAUGCGGUACCUACGUUGCUGCCUGGAGGAGAAUCAACUCAACCUCUUCUUCUUUGGCAAUGAGACCAUUCCCAAAGAGAUCAUCUUGCCCUCAGCCUUGCAAAGAGCUGAGCCAGUCAACCGCUUGCAGAACUUGGCACAGGAUCCGGCUGCUCAUGAGCAGGCAAUGAGGGACUUCAGGGAGCUGCAGUUUCGGCUUAGACAAGAGCUCUUCAACUGGCGCUGA